Miscanthus lutarioriparius is the source of this 759-nucleotide messenger RNA. The record is from the annotation of a GenBank genome assembly. NCBI's taxonomy places the organism in Eukaryota, Viridiplantae, Streptophyta, Magnoliopsida, Poales, Poaceae.
AUGGUGCAGUUUGGCAAGUGGCUGAGGCGGCAGAUCGAGCAGAGCCUCCCGGAGUGGCAGGACCAGUUCCUGCGCUACAAGGAGCUGAAGCGCUGCGUCAAAGCCCUCUCCGGCGUCUGCCCGCCGCUGCCGGCGGAGGAGGCCGAGUUCGUCGCCGAGGUCGACGCCGAGACCGAGAAGAUCAACUCCUUCUUCCUCGACCAGGAGGAGGAGUUCAUCAUCCGGCACCGGGAGCUGCAGAACGACAUCAAGCGCGCGCUGGACCCCAGAGCGGCGGGUGCCGUGGCGCCGGCGCAGCACGAGGCCGAGGUCGCCGCCAUCCGCAGGGAGAUCGUCAACUUCCAUGGCGUCAUGGUGCUGCUCCUCAACUACAGCAGCAUCAACUACAUAGGUCUGGCCAAGAUCCUGAAGAAGUACGACAAGCGCACCGGCGCGAUGCUGCGGCUGCCGGUGAUGGAGACGGUGCUGCAGCAGCCCUUCUUCAAGACGGAGACGGUGUCGCAGCUGGUGCGGGAGUGCGAGGCCAUGAUGGAGGCCGUGUUCCCGGAGGCGCCCGAGGGCCAGGCCGCGGCGGCGGCGCUCGCCGUCGCGGAGGCGGAGCAGAGCAUCUUCCGCAGCACCGUGGCCGCGCUCCUCACCAUGCAGGACGUCCGCAAGGGGAGCUCCACCAGAGGAAGCCACUCGCUGCCGCCGCUCAACCUGCCGGACUCCGACUGGCUCCGGUCGUUCGAACCGCCGUUUCCGAUCCCCACCCGAUGA